Neltuma alba is the source of this 882-nucleotide messenger RNA. RefSeq lists its product as uncharacterized. Gene Ontology annotation, molecular function: protein binding. The transcript is spliced from 2 exons. The coding region runs from base 53 to 619 and encodes 188 amino acids. Lineage: Eukaryota; Viridiplantae; Streptophyta; Magnoliopsida; Fabales; Fabaceae. The record is from RefSeq and is a predicted model, not a curated record.
CUCGGCCUUCGCAGAGGAGGAGCCUAGAACCUUCUUUCGUUGCUCUCGAAUCAUGGAGUUCAAAACCAGAAAUCAAGAACGAUCCACAAUCAAGUUCCUCUGUAGCUAUGGCGGCAGAAUUCUUCCUCGGGCCACAGAUGGCAAGCUCCGCUACGUCGGCGGCCACACGAGAGUCCUCGCCGUCGAUCCCUCUAUUGCUUUUUCAGAGCUGAUGGCCAAGCUUGAAGAAUUGUCUGGUUCGUCAGUGACGUUGAGGUGUCCAUUGCCCAACGGAGACUUGGAGACGUUGAUUUCGAUUACCAACGAUGAAGAUCUGGCCCAUAUAAUUGAGGAGUAUGAUCGAGCUUCGUCGUCGUUGGCUCAUCCGCUGAAGAUCAGAGCCAUUCUUUCGCCGCCGAAAUCACUCAAGAAAAUAUCUCCUCCUUCGUCUUCUUCUUCUAGCGCGAAUCAAUCUCCGUCCAGAUCUCUCCACAACUCCAUCGAGUCCUUGCCUUAUUCGCUGGCCUAUCGCUUUAUCUGUCACAACUGCGCACCGCCGGUUGGAUAUCCAAUCGGUGUCCGUAGCGGGAGCCCUAGGUUUUCAUACGGUGGUUCCUACUGCGGCAAUUACUGUCACUGAGCUCAUAGAAGACAAGAAGAGGAAAAAGUUGGACCGAAAGUCGGGGACGAAGAGUAAAAAGUUGGACCCCUGCUUAUGGGAACGUUGAUUCGAUGAUGACGAUGAACACUAGAUAUAGAGAACAGAAUACUAAAUUUCUCAAGAGCUUGAAAAAAUAGAGAGAUGAGUGCGUUGUGAACUAGGACUAUCUUUUUUUGGACUUUGCCCAUUUUCAUCUGGUUGAGGUUUUCUGGUAUUGAAUGGAGCUUGAUUUGUUGGUCCUG